Messenger RNA from Saccostrea cuccullata (small rock oyster), 3265 nucleotides. Its product is annotated as ankyrin-3-like. The transcript is spliced from 11 exons. Bases 347 to 2470 code for a protein of 707 amino acids. Lineage: Eukaryota; Metazoa; Mollusca; Bivalvia; Ostreida; Ostreidae. Gene Ontology annotation, molecular function: protein binding. The record is from RefSeq and is a predicted model, not a curated record.
CGUGGAAUACGAUACAUGUACAAUAUUGUGCAUGGUGUAAUAUUAGUAAUGUGGUCGAUUUUGUCUGAAUUUUACGAUAAUUGGUUCUUUCGGUAAUUCUAUGCACCUGUGCACUAGAAUCCUUUGCUUGUGGCAAGAAAUUGUGGACAGCGGAGCUAAGCCUAGCAUUGUGUCGGCAUAAGCCGAUUUUACUCGUGUAUUUUCCAAGCUUGAGAAGAAGCGAUGAUCCAGAUAGUACAUGAAUAUCAUGUCAUGUGACAAGGGGCCUUGGUACUUGGCCAUUGGAAGGUUUGGUAUCCAUGUCUGGCAGUGGGAUACGAACCCAUAAUUAAAUAUUCAGAAAAGUAUGGCCCAUGUUCUGAUACUUCUAUGCCUUGUUUGUGAAGUUUUUGCUGCAAAGGUUCAUCAUUCCUAUUUGGCAAUGAAGGAAAGAGAUAGGAGGUCCAAAGAUGCAGAAUUUCCCAUUCACCCUGUAGAAAAGUGUCCAAUGAAUAGAAAGGAUUGGGAUUCUGCCUCAAAGAGAUUGCACUGCAAUGAUACUCAUGGUUAUAACUGUCUACCAGAAGAAACUCUAUCAUCCUUUGUAGAAUUUUGUUAUCCAUUUGGAAAUUGGAUUUUAAUUGAUAAAGGAAAUUGUCCACGACUUUCUUCUAAUAGAUUGAAACAUUACACAUGCCAUGAUUUUAAGUGUGGGUGUCCUGACAAAGACUAUUACAACAAUGAAAUUUACAACUAUCCGGUUUGCCUAAGAAUAUUUAAAGAGUGCUUCACAUCAAAUAGAAGCUGUUUGAAGGAUAGGCCCCCCAACUCAGAAGAGAAAACAACAACAAUAUCAACAUCAGUCUCAGAUACAGAGCAGCAGAGAAGAAAGGAGGAAUGUACAGACACAGUUUACAUUGGGAUCAUUAUUGCUUUAGUGGUGCUCUUAUUGGCCUCUGUCAUGGUCAACAUUUGGUUCUGCUUGAAGCAACAACAACCAGGAUGUUUUCCACCGAGCAUGUACACAAAAGUACUGAAAAAUGACUUUGAUAUGGUACAUGUAGAGAGAGGUGAUAAAAAUGUCCUCCUCAAUAAAGUCCAAGAUCCUCUUUCUGUAGGUGACAUAGACAAAUAUGUCUUAGUGGACUACACAGUAGAGAAUGAAGAAAUAUUUCAUCUCUUGAAGAUUCAGUGUCUUAAUGGGGUACACAUUGGGUUCCAUUAUGUUAACAAAUCAAGAGUUUUACAACCAGAUAAAAAAUAUAUUUUCCAUCAACGUGACGAAAACGGUUGUACAUUACUUCAUUACGCUGCUCAAGGUGGGUCAAUUACAAUAUUUAAAGAAAUUCUGAACACUGACCCGGAAAUAAAUAUUGGAGUUAAAUGUUUUCGUGGGCAAACAGCUUUGCAUUUCGCAGUGAGAUACAAGCAAAAUAAAAUGACUGAAUACCUUAUAACAGAGCAUAGAGAUUGUUUUACACAAGCAAGUGAAGAUUUGCUUAGUGUUUCAAGACAUAAUGGAAGAGGUGAGUCAGUUACACCUUCGAACCUGACAGGCCAGUUUGAACCAUUCCACUGGAUAGCAUGGAAUGGUGAUACAUGGCUACAUCAUUUGUGGAAAGAAGCUCAUUUAACUGUGACAGGUUUAACGAAGAAUGGUUUAGAUAUCUUAGAUAUUGCCUGUAUGAAUAAUCAGUAUGAAUUCUGUAGGCAUGUAAUAGAAAAUGAAAAAGAAAUUAAUGUGGAAAAAGUAGACGCCAGUGGAUGGAAUUGUGCCCAUUACGCUGCAAUGUGGAAUAAUGUGAAGUUAUUAGAGCUUCUGGCAAAAAAGAAAGAAACACAAAUGAUUUUGGCUGUGACAAAAUUAGAGAAAACAGCCCUGCACAUUGCUUGUGAACAUGGAAAUUUUGAGGUGGCAAAUCAUUUAGUACAGGAAUACACAGAUCUUCUUUGUUGCAUGGAUAGCCUGGAGUGGAAUGCUUUACACUAUGCUGCCAAGGGUGGAAAUAAACAAAUUUUUGAAUUAUUAUUAAAGAAAGGUUUAAAGAUAGAUUAUCUAACAAAGGACAAAAAGACACUUCUGCAUAUUGCGAGUAUCUAUAAGCAAAUAGAUAUUUGCAAGUUUGUAGCCAAAACUUUUUCUGAACAUCACAAAGAACUUCUGAAUCAAAAGACCACAAACCAAGGUUGGUCCGCGGCUCACUAUGUCGCUGUUGAGGUAAAGGAUUUACAGAAACAAAAAGAAGUCAUUGAUAUUCUACGGCAAUAUGGAAUGAAUCUAAAGGAAAGAACUAAUCAAGGAGUUUCUAUUCUAGAUGUUGCCAUUGUUUACCUUGAUGAAGAACUGAUAAAACUCAUCGUUUCUCCUGAAUACAGAGAAAUUCUGGAUAUAACUAAAGAAGUCAUUUUAAAAGGCAAGGUACAUACUGAUGAUAGACUGAUUUUAAAAAUUCUGGAUGAUGCUGCAGAGAAAAUUGAAGCUGAAUGCUGAUUUUUUUCCAGGCCUGUGAAUACUCUAGAUCUGUAUAUAUAUAUUUUUUAGAUCUGAAUAUUGCCUAAUCUCCAAAUUUUUUCUGAGACAACUUUAUUCUUUGAAAUGUUCAACAGUGUGGCUUAAUUGAAAGAAAAUGUUAGAAAUCUUUUUAAAGGAUUGAUUGAAUUCUACUUAUAAGAAUACAGCUUUGAGUUUCUAAACAAUGAAGGAAAUACAUCUAAUACUAGUAUACUAUUUCUUCAUGCAUUGUUUUCAUUACAGAUAUUCAGCAUCAGUUUUUUGAAUAAAUACUCAUCAUUGAUUGAGAAGUGAAAUAAAAAUUAAAGAUGAUUUAUUUGAAAGAUUGUGCAAUAUUUUACUAUGAGAUUAAAUCUUGUACUUUGCAAAAAAUAGUAGUUAAAGCUGUUUCUAGUUUAAUGAAAGUCAUAGUAAACCUAUAAUUGUUUCUCUUUUUUAUUUUUUACUUAAAUGUAUGUUAUAAUUUUAAAUAUUAUCAUUUGUAUUACUUUUGUACAGUUGUUUUUUUUUAAAUUGUGAUCUUCAUAUGUGCACAUAUCUGAUACUGGUCCCAUAUGAAUGUUACAAAUAUGUUCAGAAAUAAAAGUUGUUAAAUCAGAAACUUUGGGGUAUAUUUCUGUUGUUCUGACAUCCAACUUUUUAAAUCUUGAAUAUCAGACCUCAAGUAUUCAUAGUUUUUGUCUGACAAAGAGUUGAAAAUGCAACUUCACGUUUUCAUGUGUUCAUAACAAGUGUCUUUCAGUUUGUGAUAAAGAAUAAACAAUAUAAUUAUUA